CUGAACUCCAUCGAAGAGCUUCCAGGUGGAUCUUUUUCGCGCAUUUUUUGUCGCGCGAUCUUUGAUUGCGGCCAUGGCGACAACGGAUGUUAGAGUCGCCACAGUCAGUGCACUACCGUAGUACAUGUAGCUUCCGCAACAUCACCAGCAUACUAUACGAAUAGAAGAAGUAGCAAUCAAGCCACCAUGUCUGCCGCAGCCGCUCGUCGCCGCAAGCAAUUGGCCAAGAAGAAGGAAGCUGCCGCAAAUUCCCAAGAGGCAGAUGCCGUGGCCCGUCAACUCCAAGAGUUGCUCAACAGCGACGACAAAUCCGAGGAGAUUGCCUAUGAAGCCUUGCAAUUGGCCCAAUCCCUUGUUCGCAAAAAAGCGGGUGCCAAGGACGCUGCCGGUGCCACGGAAUUGGCCUAUUCGAGUGCCUUGACUCUGUUGGAAAAGAAAAAUCGCGUCUCGGUGGCCUCGCAGCUGCUCAUGGUGCUAUUGGAUGUUUUUACCGAGUUGCACGUGGAAGAGACAGACGAUUGGUUGACGAAAUUGGAAGUCCUUCAUGUAGCCCAUCAGGCAGCAUUGGAAGCGACGAAAGAUGGCAUGAGUCCAGUGGAAGUGAUUCGUCUGCAGCGUCUUCAACGCGAUUGGUUGCGCCGAGUGGUCCAUUGGAGCAGUGAAUACGGAACCAUCCGAUUGGGACACUUCAAGGUCCAGGAGUUGCUCGGAAAUCAAUCCUGGGCUUUGGCCACCUUGUUGCAGUCUCACGACGACUCUGCUGCGGCCGCUGUCGACGAUGAAGACGAAGACGACAUUAUGGAUGCUCGCUGUGAUGCUGUGGCUCACAUGGCUUUGGCCGAACAGCCAGAAGCCAUUGCCAAAUGGUUGGCCACGCUCCCAGCUCCCACUGCUGAAGAAACCAAAUCGGGUCACACGUGUCCUCCUGGAGUGCGAGAUGCCCUCUUCACCCGGGCUAUUUUGUGUAUGGCGGCCAUGGAAAAUUUGCGUGACGCCACUACGUUGGCGCAAAAGUACAUUCCGUUGGAAUCACGUGACUUGAAGACAAAUUUGAUCAAGUCCUAUGUCAGUAAGGAAGAUGGUGUAGCACCAUCCCAUUUGGUAUUUGCCACAUCCUUGUUGCGGGUCUGUGAAAAGGAUGCUCGGACGGGGCCGCUCUUUUCCUGGUUGUUGCGGUCCUUCAAAAAGGAGCUCGACAAAUUGCACAAGCCCCAAAUUGUACAUUCCUAUACUACCAAAAUUGGAAAGAUCUAUUUCAAUAUUCAGCCACCUCCGUCCAUGAUGAAUAUGAUGGAAAACAUGAUGAACAUGAUGGGAGGCGGCGGCGGUGGCGGUGGUGGUAUGCCAGGGGGAAUUAACCCUGCCAUGAUGCAAGCUGCCAUGGCACAGAUGCAGCAAGGAGGAAUGAUGUAAGGUAUUUUAGUCGGCGAAGCGAAGCAGGCAGUUAGUUCGAUGUGAAGAUCAAAGCAUGCAACAAACAGCAAGGUUGAGCCGAGGAUUGACGACAGCAAGAUCGAGCUUUGUUGUGGAUUAGAUAGUAGCAACAACUUAUUCUCACGCGUACCGGUAGGCGCCGUCUUGUGUACCGUACGGUACCUUUCAUUUUUUGGAAUGUUCAUCUAAGUUCCCUUUCCCAAAGCGUCACCGCUCAUGUCGUAUCGUGCCGGUACUAGUAACCUAGGGUUCAUGGAGAUUCGAAAAUCACUCAAAGCUAGUAAGGGCCGACCGGUUUGGAAUAGAUGAAAGCUCGGGGAUCCCGAUGCAGUGGUGGCCUGCAUAUUCGUGAUCGACUGAUAUUCGGUGUCGUUUGGCAGCUACAAUAUACCGGUACGAAGCCACUAAGAACGCAUGGCAAAUGCCGGGCACCUGUUAGUUCACUAUAUACUAGCUACGAGUUGUUAGUACAAAGAAAAACACUAGAUACGUUGUCAGUUCGUUCGAGCAGAGCAGGACAAGCGACCAAUGUUUCCGUGAAAAAUCCGACACAUUGCUCCGUGGGACACGCAAGGACGGAAUCACCUUUUCAGGUGCCUGUUCCUUCAAACCUACUGGUGAGUUGAGUCGUCGACGACGAGAACGGGAUAUGUCCACCUAUUUCUUCGCGAAGUGAUUCAAAAUGGAAGGCGCCGUUUUCUUCUUCUUUCGGUUGUUGUUGGUGGUGCUCGCCUUGGUCUGGGCCCCCUUUCCUUCAGGCUUUGGAAUCGCAUUAGGCGCUUCAUUUUGGGAGCCAUCAGCCGUUUUUGGUUUGAAGAAUGAUUCAAUUGAGGGCCUCUUUUGUGGAAGCUUUGGUUUGAAGGAGGACUUGCUAGCCGUGGACUUGUUUGAGAGCUUGUUGUUGCCUGUGCCAGCCUGGCUGCCAAAGAAGGAAGCAAUUGAUUUUUGGACUUUGUGUGGCUGUGCUUUCUUUGUUACCGCAUCAGUCUCUUGCAGGACCAAGUUGCCCCAAUCUUUGCAUCUCCAGUGGCCUCCUGGAUCGCCAUCACUCUUCCCUGAGCCAUCAUCCAGUAAGAGAGAUACCGCCACAUGGUCUGAGAAGGAGGGCGGAGUGUACACUAUUCCUGUGUGACGUGGGCCGAACUGUGUAUCCAGAGCCCGCUGAGUUGCUUCCGCAAUUCCACCUCCUUCAAAGGCAGCCAUCUGGAAUUGACCUCUAGCAUUGGCUGCUGCCAAGGCUGCUUC
Molecule: messenger RNA, 2679 nt
Organism: Seminavis robusta
Lineage: Eukaryota; Bacillariophyta; Bacillariophyceae; Naviculales; Naviculaceae
Source: the annotation of a GenBank genome assembly